CGGAGUGGCCACCCUCGCUCCCGGCAGGUGCUGAACGAGGCGGUGGGGGCGCUGAUGUAUCACACCAUCACGCUGACUAGGGAGGACCUGGAGAAGUUCAAAGCUCUGCGCAUCAUCGUCAGGAUCGGCAGUGGUUUUGACAACAUCGACAUCAAGUCGGCCGGGGACUUAGGCAUCGCUGUCUGCAACGUGCCGGCGGCGUCUGUCGAGGAGACCGCCGACUCCACCAUGUGCCACAUCCUCAACCUGUAUCGCAGGACCACGUGGCUGCACCAGGCGCUGCGGGAGGGCACGCGGGUCCAGAGCGUCGAGCAGAUCCGGGAGGUGGCUUCCGGAGCCGCCAGGAUCCGCGGGGAGACCUUGGGCAUCAUAGGACUGGGUCGUGUGGGGCAGGCGGUGGCGCUCCGGGCCAAGGCCUUCGGUUUCAACGUGCUCUUCUAUGACCCGUACCUGGCGGAUGGCACCGAGCGGGCGCUGGGCCUGCAGCGGGUGAGCACCCUGCAGGACCUGCUCUUCCACAGCGACUGCGUCACUCUGCACUGCGGCCUCAACGAGCACAACCACCACCUCAUCAACGACUUCACCGUCAAGCAGAUGCGACAAGGCGCCUUCCUGGUGAACACGGCGCGGGGCGGCCUGGUGGACGAGAAGGCCCUGGCCCAGGCUCUGAAGGAGGGGCGGAUUCGGGGCGCCGCCCUGGACGUGCACGAGUCCGAGCCCUUCAGCUUCAGCCAGGGCCCCCUGAAGGAUGCACCCAACCUGAUCUGCACCCCCCACGCGGCCUGGUACAGCGAGCAGGCGUCCAUCGAGAUGCGGGAGGAGGCAGCCCGGGAAAUCCGAAGAGCCAUCACAGGCCGCAUCCCCGACAGCCUGAAAAACUGCGUCAACAAGGACCACCUGACCGCCGCCACCCACUGGGCCAGCAUGGACCCAGCUGUCGUGCACCCUGAGCUCAACGGGGCCGCCUACAGGUACCCGCCGGGCGUGGUGGGCGUGGCCCCCAGCGGCAUCCCGACUGCCGUCGAAGGCAUUGUCCCCAGCGCCAUGUCCCUGUCCCACGGCCUGCCCCCCGUGUCCCACCCGCCCCACGCCCCUUCUCCCGGCCAAACCGUCAAGCCCGAGGCAGAUAGAGACCACGCGAGUGACCAGUUGUAGCCCGGGCGGAGCUCGACAGCCUCGGCGCGGGCAGGGCGGCGCCCCCGGACGGGCGUGUGCAGAGGCGGCCUGCGGGUGGCCACAGCGCUCCAGAGACUGUCCAGGCGCUGGCGGGGGCCAGGUGGCGCCGGCCUCCCCCGCCUCAGCUGUAGUUGCCCUGUCCCGGGGCCAGCCGCUGUCCUGUGUCCUUUGCGUCCUCGUUAAGCAGAAGAAGUUAGUAGUUAAUUCUAUCAUGAAUGUUCUUGUCUGUGUACAGUCUUUAGAACAUUUCAGAGGAUUUGUUUGCUUAGCUGUCAACAGAGAACCCUGAGGGAGCAUUCGGCAGGUCGGUCUCAGACUGUGUCCCGUGUGUGUUGGAACACGCCCCGAAACGAGGCAGUUGGCAAACUUCUCAGGACAACGAAUCCUUCCCGUUUUUCUUUCUACGCCACACAGUGCAUUGUUUUUUCUACCUGCUUGUCUUAUUUUUAGAAUAAUUUAGAAAAACAAAACAAAGGCUGUUUUUCCUAAUUUUGGCAUGAAUCCCCUUGUUCCAAACGAAGACGGCACCGCAGAGUGGCUGCGAGAGAACAGUGCACCUAGCCCUCCGCGCACGGCGGCCGUCGGCAUCUGUCCUGGGGAUGUGAGGGCGCAGCGUCCCGGCCUGCUCAGGUGCCGUCCUGCUGAUGUGGUAGGCUAGCAAUAUUUUGGUUAAAAUCAUGUUUGUGACUGUAACCAUUUGUAUGAAUUAUUUUAAAGAAAUAAAAAUCCCAGAAAGAACCGGCA
Molecule: messenger RNA, 1920 nt
Organism: Leptonychotes weddellii (Weddell seal)
Lineage: Eukaryota; Metazoa; Chordata; Mammalia; Carnivora; Phocidae
Product: C-terminal-binding protein 1
Biological process (GO): regulation of transcription by RNA polymerase II
Cellular component (GO): nucleus
Molecular function (GO): NAD binding; DNA-binding transcription factor binding; oxidoreductase activity, acting on the CH-OH group of donors, NAD or NADP as acceptor
Source: RefSeq, a predicted model, not a curated record